This is a messenger RNA of Puma concolor (puma), 813 nucleotides long. Lineage: Eukaryota; Metazoa; Chordata; Mammalia; Carnivora; Felidae. The record is from RefSeq and is a predicted model, not a curated record.
AUGGCUCCCAAGCGGCUGAGGGGAGACUGCGAAGGCUGUCCCUGCUGCCCUCCCUCCCCCACUCCCUCCUUCCAGCCUCUUGCUACAAGGAGCCUCCAGCCCCAGGCAAAAGCUUGGCAAACUCCGCUCCCAGAAUUGACUUCUCCUGGUCUCCACCAAACAGUCACCACAGCCACGCAGGGGAAGACAGGGGCCGAGGCCUCUCCGUUCCCAGGGACCACUCCGUCCGGGCCCACAGGAACCACCCCGUAUGCAGGAACCUCUCCAUAUGCAGGCACCUCUCCUCACGAAGCAACCUCUCCUCAUGCAGGGACCCUCCGCCCAUCCACACAGCCGGAGCCCGCCUCGACGGAGGACACUCGUCUGGCCCCCAGUAGGACCUCCCUGUCCAGGGUCUCCAUCCCAAUGGUCCGCAUCUUGGCCCCGGUCCUGGUGCUGCUGUCCCUUCUUCUGGCUGCGGGCCUGGCUGCCCUCGGUAGCUAUCUUCUCCGCUGGAGGAAGGAAGCUCAACUGGCCACAGAGACACAGAGGAACGAGAAGGUCCACCUCUCACACUUGGUAAGGAAGGCAGCUGGCCCAAACUCGGAUCCCUGUGCGUCGCUGGACUACGCCGUGAUCAACCUUGCAGGGCCCCCUGGGCCUCGAGCCAGCCCAGAGCCCUCUGUCAACCCCUGCACAGAAAUCCGGGGCCCCAGCCAGACUUCAGAGGAAGAAGAAGUCUAUUUCCAGGACCAGGAGGGGGACAUGAUCCCAGGGCCUCCCCUCCACAUGUCUGGGGAGGAGCCUGGCUUCUCGAAGUUCAUCUCAGUGUAG